This is a messenger RNA of Uranotaenia lowii, 3268 nucleotides long. Its product is annotated as X-linked retinitis pigmentosa GTPase regulator. The record is from RefSeq and is a predicted model, not a curated record. The transcript has 6 exons. The coding region runs from base 1037 to 3163 and encodes 708 amino acids. Gene Ontology annotation, molecular function: guanyl-nucleotide exchange factor activity. Lineage: Eukaryota; Metazoa; Arthropoda; Insecta; Diptera; Culicidae. Gene Ontology annotation, cellular component: cytoplasm.
GUGCAGUUCAACACAGGUCGUUCCAAAGAGUGCUCGCUUAAAUUUGAUCCUAGGGAAAAAGGAAACCACACAAUUAGCCGAAAGUUAAUCAAAAACAAAAAGUGUACCUAUAUCUUCUCAAAAAAGUGGACCAUUCGGUGUCGCUAAUCGCCUGCAACUGGAAUAACUUAGCCGAACGAGGGAUCGAAAUCAACAUAAUGAGGCGACUCUUGAAAUUCGUCUCGACUAGAGUCUGAUGUAAUUUGGGACAGAGAUUUUGGGGAAGUGCAUACUCUGAAGCUGAAGUCACUUCUUCAGUAUUUGGGGAAGAGGAUGUGGAGCGAGUCGAAUUUCUUCGUUUGGUAUUCUAAUGAAUUCCUGGCUGCAAACGCUGGCUGUGUAGGAAUUUUGGUCUGUAGGAAAUAGUUAGUGCAGUUACCAGCCGGUUGACAGGAAAGUCGUUGAAGCAGAAGCCGGAAGUGGAACUUUGGGCACUGAAACGUUACUACUGUUAAAUUGUCCUUAAAAUUAGCAAGUGGAUCAAAGAGAGUUUUUCACCUCAGUCUUGGACCAACCUCGAACGGAUUAACACACCCUGCCGGAUUGAAAAGAAAAGCGCCAAAGGAUACUGGAAAAGUGAAUGAAAACUGUGAACUUCUACAAUGGGAAACUGGUGCUCGGUUUAAAUCGAGCCGCAGCCGCAGGGGGGAGUCACCUUAUGAAAACCGAGAAUGUGUUGGGCAGGGUUGGAUUAUGGCCUGAAAGUGAAACUUUUAUACGUGCAGCAGUAAAAAAAGAACAGCUGAGUGGGUAAAUUUAAACUGGCAGAGUUUUAAAUAAGCUCUCGCCCGAAUAUGGAAAAAGUUUCUGACAGCUUCAGAAAGAGGUGGUAAUCAUGCGGAAGUGUUGCUUUGUGUGAGAAGUGAAAACGGAUUAAGGAAAAAAAUAGGUGUAAUAACCAGAAACGCUUGGAUUUUGGGAAAUUGCAUUUAGGAUUGGAUUCCAGUUGCUUUUAAAUAAGAACAGAAAAGAAAAUCAGUGGAUAUAACUAAGCAAAAUGGAAAUCCCAGAAACUGGAGCCGUUUUCACUCUGGGUCGUUCCUACCUUGCGGAAAAUAUUGGAACGGUCCUACACCGGCAGCAAUCUGCCUAUCAGAACAGUCCACGGACCACAGACCAGUCGCAAAAUGAACCAAGCAACGGAACCGGAAAUGGGAUGACCCUCGGAAUCGGAAGUGCCAUGAUGGCGGCCACCAUAGCCGGAAUGCAAAUGCACCGUGCGGGAUUAAGUCCAGCCAGCCAGCAGCCACCCAAAACUCCCGUUCAGCAGAGCUACUUCUUCAUCAAGAACGAUCCGGUAGCGAAAAUUGUGUGCGGAAACAAACAGAGUGGCGUCAUUUGUGAAUCCGGACGGUUGUUCGUGUGGGGCAAAAAUCAUUACGGUCAGCUGGGCCUCGGAUCGACCGACGUCUGCGUCAAACCGUCCUGUGUUCGAACGAUGAAAAAGUACAAACUCCAAGUGAAGGAUGCUCGAUUCGGUGGAAACGGAUAUGGGCUGAUUUUGACAGCCUGUGGCAAAGUGUUCUACAGUGGCAAAAUCGUGUUCCCGUUCAACGCAAAGGUAGCCUCCUUGCUGGAGGCUCCAUCGCUGCGCAAAAACACCUCGGACAACAGCGAGUACACCCACCUUCCGGUUGAGCUGACCGAGUUCAACGUAUGUCUGGAGAAGGAGGACGAGAAGGUGAUCGAUUUGGCGGCCGGAUUUUGUCAUUUUGUCGCACGAACUAGUGCCGGAAAUUGUUUUGGCUGGGGCUAUAACAGUCAUCAACAGUUGGGUGGAGUUGAUUCGUUGAAGAUACUCACUAGGCCGGAUCGGAUUGGAGUCGAGGAACGGGUUGAGUUGGUUGUAUGCGGGAACUAUUGCACCUUGAUGGUUUCCGAGAGUAAUCGGGUGUAUCUGGCUGGGAAGUAUCAGAAGAUUACUAUUCCGGUGGUUAAGGAAUUGGAAGUGGAGCUACCGUCUAAAGUUGUUGGGGCCAAGAUUACCAAGAAUGAUUUGAUCUACUUGUUGCUGGAGGAUAACCAGGUGUAUAGGAGUAAUCGAGUUCAUAAGAUAUCGGAACUACGUUUCGAUAGGAUGGAUUUGCUGGAUCAGUUGCUUCGGAAGAACGAAGUCAUAACGCAGGUCGCUCCGGCAAAUAAUUUCACUUCGUUCGUCACAAGUGAGGGUCGACUGUUGACCACCUACGAUAACCAUAGUCCGUUUACACCGUCGGAUCACAUCCGGGAGUUGACGAAGUUUAAGGAAUACUUGGUAGCCAAUGUGGCCAGUGGACUGGAACACUCGUUGAUUCUUGCUUUCCCGAGAAAGAAGCGGAUGCCAUCGAUCGAGAUAGAUUAUUGCGAUGCUGUUCAAGCCAUUGAAGCUUCAAUCAACAAUGAAGAACAGAAAGCUCGAAAGCCAACGCCAAUGCCCAGUAGUCCUGGGGUAGAGCUAAGUCAAGAGAUGAUUCGACAGGAAAAGCGAAGACUUCGUCAGGAAAAGAUUGCCAGAGAACUAUCCAAAGACGAGUGUAUUGAAAUAGAAACAACUGCCGAUGAAGUUCGUUUCAUAGACAAUGGAAUCGACAUAACUUCGAUGGUGAUUUCAUCGGAGGACAUCGACCAAAAUGCCAUCCUUGAGGAACAUCAAAUGAACGAGAAAAACCAACGGCUAGAUCCUCGAUACGCCUAUCACAAAACCGUAGCCAUGGAUCAGCUGAUGCACUCGAAAACUCCAACCCCGAACAUCAGCCAGCUGAUCGAUUACAGUGAUGGGGAAAAUGGAAGCAUUUCCUCGCAAUCGACCUUUGAGGAUGAGGAUUCCUCGACGGAACCGUACAGCCCUCCGGUACAGGCAACGAAUGUUAACAAUGGUAAAAAUGGCACAGGCGAUCCAAACAACAACAAUCAGACAAAAAAUGGCAAAGAUCGGAAGCAUAGUUUGGAGAGUAAGAUGAAGAAUGGCAGCAAUGGAAGCGUUAAAUCCAGUGGGAAGGUGAAGAAAUUUCUGAAGGAUUUGAAAACUAGGAGUUUGGAUGUGACCUGCCGGAAUGCGGGAAAGGUGCUGAACGAUGAUUCCAAAUAUGCUAAGGACGAUCACGCCAUCAGAGACCGCUCAUCCAAAGUGUGCAGCAUAAUGUAGAACAGACCAUUUGCUCCUGCGUACAACUUAAAACCAGCACAUGAUUUCAUAAACGUUUUAAAGUGCAUGUCGAAUUAAACGAAAACCAUUAAAACUUUCACUAGG